CACAGGAGCGCGAGGAGGCCACGUGUUCGGUGCGUAAAGGUGCGUAAAAGUGGCAUCGCACGACCCUGCUGUGAUUCUUCUACUUGCGCGUUCUGCGCAGGUGAUUUUCGGCAUUUCACUUCAGCGACUACAUGGCUCUGCAUGGAGUAGGAAAACUGUCACACGCUGUGGACCCACUUCCGGUGAUGGAGAAGCCGAGGGACCGCUACCGGUGCCGCUAAGCUAGCGACGACUCAGCCCGGCCGAUACACCGAGAGAAAGAGAGAGAGCCGCGGGGGAAGUGAGGACGGGAGACAGAAAGCGAGGGGAGGAGAAGACGAAAACGGAUAAUGGACCGGAGGGAGAGGAUGGAAACGGUCGAGCAGCUCGUCUCUUUCCACCACAUUCAGGUCCAGUUGAGCGGGGGCGCGCCCUGGGGGUUCACGCUGAAGGGAGGACUGGAGCACGGCGAGCCGCUCAUCAUCACUAAAAUCGAGGAUGGAGGGAAGGCGGCCCAUUGCAAGAAGCUGAAAGUUGGCGACGAACUCAUCAACAUAAACGGAUCUGCCCUCUACGGCAGCAGACAGGAGGCCCUCAUCCUCAUCAAGGGAUCAUACAGGAUACUGAAGCUGACAGUCAGGAGACGCAGCGUCCCUCUCAUCAGGCCUCACUCGUGGCACCUGGCGAAGCUAUCGGAGCUACCCGUCCCUCCCCCUCCUCCGUCUCCUCCUCCUCUGCCCUGCCCCCCCUCUGCCGACUCCCCUCCUCUCCCCCCUCCUCCGCCUCCGGCUGCCAUGCAGCUCCACCCCGGCCCCUACACAUUACCCUGGCACACAACUGACAACAGUGACUUGUCCAUGCAGUGGGGUCAACUGUCAAGACCUUACUCCUCCACUGACCGAAGCAGUUCCCUGGGAUCCAUGGAGAGCUUGGACACGCCGACACCCACCACGCAGCCAUACUCCGACUCCCAUAAUUCACCCGUGGAUCCCACCCUCUUCAACAACAAGAGAGACUCUGCCUACAGUUCUUUCUCUGCCAGCUCAAACACAUCCGACUACACAACUGUGCCGCUAAGGCCCGGUGAAGCCUGCUCCAUGGAUAACCUCCUCCAGAGCCUCGGGCCGGCUUGUCGAGGCUGCCCAGGUGGUGAUACCUCAACCCUGGGGAGUUCAUCUUGCGAGGCUCCGGAUGAGAUGCAGCUGAUUGUACACAAAACCAGGUCACUGACCAGGCCAAGGCCGAGGCCUGUCCAGGUAAAAGAGAGGCCUUCGUCCUGCUGUUAUGAGGUGGAGCGGAGGGGAGGAGACUUUAAGAUCAUAAGAAAUGGAGAAGGAGGAACAGAGAGAAGGAUGAACCCUCCUCAGCCUCCAACCAGGAAGGACAGUUUUAGGGCAACUCGAGGUCGCCCUAAUGCCGCCAACAAACGUUGUGCUUCUGCUCCGAUUGAAAUUUCCAGUGUUUCUUCUUACUAUGAUGAAAACAAGUCCUCUCUGAAUGUUGAAUCAGGAAUUCAAAACGGCUUCCCUGCAUCAGAAGAGAGUGACAAAACUGGGAAUUUCAAAGAGGAUACAUUAGACUCGCAUUACAUCCAAAGAGAGACUAAAGACAUUAGGCAUAUCAGAUGUGACACUAGUGCUAAUAAAGACUACAAUUUAGAGUCCAACUCAGAUCACAUUUCUGACCAAGUGACAGCUUCCCUAGUUACCAUCACCUCCUCUCAUCAUGGCUCUUUACCUGCAGAAUCCUCCAUGGAAGUUCAAGGGCAGUCUGAUAUCAUGCACUCCCAGACCAAGCACUCCUCUUCUGGGCUGCACCGGAACAGUGCCCCCGAGAAGCUCCUCGCUACACAACUUCAGUUAUUGCAGUUUAAAAGUGACAGCUCUUCAUUGGACCCUAACAAUCCGUCAAACCCUUCUGAUCCCUUCUUGUCCUCUUGUAGCAGUCAGUGGUCCCAUUCCUCACUCCAGCCUGCAAGGGAAGACCAAGAAGCUUCUCAUAACCACCUGCAUGCCCCAUCUAACAAAUGGGGAGGCAGCCGUUGUUCGACCCCAGGAUCUGUGUUCCUUGAAGGGGAUGGUGAUGAUGGCGAUUCAAGUGAAAGGCUGGAAGGGAUGAGUGUAAACGGCGGGUCCCUCUCUCCAAUUCAGCAUCAUCACCCUUGGGGCCGCUCUGUGAGCGUGCCAGGAGACCCCAGUGGAUCAUCAACCCAGGGAAGGUUGAGCUCUGACCGGAUACUGGAGAGAGAUUUCGAGCCUAUUAGUGCUGCUGCCAGUAUGGAUACUUUACUGGAGGAGCAGAGUGCAGUGGACAGAGCAAGAAGUGGAGAGAAAAAAGAGGAGGAUGUAGAAGGACAGGCAGCUAUGAAGAAGUCAAACUCAUCGAGAAACCAUAGACGGAACCGUCGUCGUAGUGAGCGAUUUGCAACUAACCUCCGCAAUGAGAUACAGAGGAAAAAAGCCCAGCUUCAGAAGAGCCGUGGCCCAGGGGGGUUGCUCUGUAGUGGGGAGACUGUCCAGGAGGAGGAGGGUCCAGACCUCCAUGAAGAGGAGGCAGACCCAGAUGUGCCUACCCAGGAAUGUACCAAAGUUGCAAUUGCCUCACUUGUAAGCCCCCAAGAUGUCUGGACAACAGCGCCAGUCGAGAAAUCAAACACUUCAAGUGAAUCAAUCCCUGAAACCUUGCAAACUCAGCCUCAGUUAACAACCUACACUCAAAACAACCAUAUGUCCAGGUCUGUCCAGAUUCUGGACCCAGGCGUGCCCAGUUUUGGUGUUGGCAUCCGAGUCGUGGAAGAACCAGCUCCUGCCGGCAAAGCCCGCCGCUGGCGUUGGACCCCUGAGCAUAAACUCCAACCAGAACCAGAACCGGACCGACGGUCUAGAGUCUUGGGUGAGAGGGAAUUAGGAGUAACAGGGUCACGGCACGGGGUUUGUGCCUUCACCUCCUCCUCUAAGUCCUCCUAUAGUCGCUCCUCUUCAUGUUCUCGGAUGGAGGAGUCUGAUAUCCUUCCAUUUGCAGACAGAAUGAAAUUUUUCGAGGAGACGAGUAAGGGCAUGGCUGGGUCAAAUGUUUCGAGUUUGUCGAGUCGUAGGCAGAAGAAAUCCCCCAACUGUCAUGAGCACCAGGGCGGGGAGCUCGCUCUGCACCCAACACAAAGGAGAUACUCCUACCAGGGGGGACUUCAGCAGGAAAGUUCCAUGCUCUCAAACACUAUGGAGGCCAGAAGGCAGUCUGUGAGUAGCAGCAGGGAGAGGCAGAAAGAGAAGGAGAGGGAACAAGUGAGGGAGAGGGAGGAGAGGGCAAGGGAACGAGAACGGGAAGAGAGGUUGAGAGAAAGGGAGAGGCAGCAGGAGAAGGAAAGACAAGAGAGGGAACUAGAAAUGGAGAGGGCAAGGCUGAGGGAGAUUCAGCAGGAGAGGGAACGAGAGGAGAGGGUGAGACAAUGGGAAAGGGAAAAUGAGAGGGAGCUUGAGCUGGAGAGAGAAAAAGAGAUGGAGAGGACCAGAGAUAAGGAACGACUCAAAAAAGAAAGAGAGAAAGAGCUUGAGCGAGAAAGAGAAAAGGAAAGGGAAGAAGAUGCUCAGCUCACCUCACAUCAGGAGUUUUAUGGCAAUUCUGGCGUCAAAGAAAAUCAUCAAGACUUCCAAAACAAGGACAGCUACCAAAACGUCCAUCCCAAGCUUCAGGCAUUCUCCCAUAGCCAAACCCCGAACCAAGUCCCACGAUCAGCUUUUCAUCCAGUCAGCACCACUUCCCAGCACCUGGAAAACCAGCAACCUCUGCACCAGGGAUACACAGCAAGGAGCUACACACCUACAGAGACGUAUCCCGCCCGGCAACAGGAAACUACCCAGCUCAACAGGAAAUACAGCCUGACUGACAGGGACUACCCAAGCUGGAAACGGGAGUCCAGACCACCAGAGAGCUCCAGCCAGCACCAGCAGCAUCCUCAGAAGAGUCGAUGGGGCCCCCGACAAGUCAACAGCAGCAGCAAUGACCGCAACGGAUAUGCGUUGGCUCCCCCGCCGGCUCCUCUUGCGCUACGGGGACGAGCCAUGUCCGAAAAUGACCUGCGCUUUGACGGCAGCCACCGCUGGUCACCGUCGAUUUCUGCAGCGACCAGUCAGACCCUGAGCGAGGUGGAGGAAGGAGCGGGCAGCGUCAGGGGAGGAGAGGCAGGAAGCACUGCCAGGCAAAACAGGAAGAAGACGCCGCCUCCCCCGAGACCGCCGCCCCCGAAAUGGGAACAGUUCCACCGCAGGCGUGCAUCUCACCACACCCUGUUUUCCUCCUCUCCUUCAUCUGCUGCUCCUCACUCCAUCCCUCCCUCCUUCAACACAGCAGAGGGACACUAUUCAACUCACUCCUCCCCAGACAUCCCUUCUCCUGAAACGUCCAGGCAGAGGUCCUACAGUCUUCCGCCAGAGAGGCAGGAGGUGAUGGAGGGCUGCCCUCGCUGCAGCUGCAACCAAACGCAAACCCAGGAACCCCCCUUUCCCCACGCCCCGUCCAAUCAGAAUCAGGCUCAGUUUCAGGAACGGUCCUUUACUGUUGCUCCGCCCAGUCCUAUGUUUUCGAGACGGGCCUUCAGACCGGUGGCCCCGCCCCAGAGGGAGAGGGAAGGGAACCUGAGGAGCUUCUAUGGAGGACAGCAGGAGAGGGCGGAGGAUCUGUCAUCUCUACCACCACCGGCACCUGCAGCAGACAGUAGUAUGAGCAGUUCAUCUGAGAUUUACAUCCGCCACAGCCCGGACCAGGACAGGAUAACAAUGAAACCUCACAAACAGCAGCACAGUGUGAGACCUGGAGCCGAGUGGGAGAGAUCCUCAUCUCCCAGAGUUCAUAACGAAACAGCGCUUCCUCCUGAUGUAGAAAAUGGAGGUGUUGGUGGGGUUUUACCUUCUGAAUCCUACUUUGGCGCAGACUAUGCGCAGCAGCAACCGCUCCGUAUGAACAGAGGCUUCCAGACUGAAGAGCAGCAGAAGAUCCCAGAACCAGGAACCGAAUCUGAGACGACCCUCAGCCCAAGUCCUGCGCACAGCCUUGAGGGCGACCUGGACGUUCCAAUGGAAACUGACAUCGAUGAUUUCCAGGAGGAGGAGCUUCCGGCAGAGGUCGAGCCGCUCACCAGCGAGCUCCCGUGCUUCGCGCUGCCAGUUACGGUCGUGGAGACGGACAUCGACACCAUGGCGGAUUCCGAGGCCUCGCCAUCGGGCAGGACGAGGGCGGAGAGCAGCUCUCUGGAGGAGGAGCUGGAGACCGGGGAGAGCAGCAGAGAGAGGGUCAGCCUGGAGGAGCUGUUCCCCCAAAGCAGUGAAGGAGAGUCGGGCACAGAGAGCUGGAGAGGUGCCUACCAAACCACGGAGCACAACACCGACAGCUUGGAUAGGCGGUCUGGUGCGAGCUCCAGCUGUUCGUCCUAUUAUAGCACGUCGGCAGCCAAGGCUCAGCUCCUGUCACAGAUGAAGGACUUCACUGAUAACAGAGAGAGGGACGAGGACGACGAGCUGACUUACAAGAAGCAGCUGAUGGAGAGCCUCCGCAAGAAGCUGGGAGUGCUGAGAGAAGCUCAGAGGGGGCUGCAGGACGACAUCAGAGCCAACGCACAGCUGGGAGAGGAGGUGGAGGGCAUGGUGGUGUCGGUGUGCAAGCCCAACGAGGUGGACAAGUUCCGCAUGUUCAUCGGCGACCUGGACAAGGUGGUCAGCCUGCUGCUGUCGCUGUCCGGGAGGCUGCUGAGAGUGGAGACCACACUGGAUACACUGGACCAUGAGACGGAGCACCACGAGAGGCUCCCCCUGCUGGAGAAGAAGCGUCAGCUCAUGAGGCAGCUGUCGGAGGCCCAGGACCUGAAGGACCACGUCGACCGCCGCGAGCAGGCCGUCAGCCGGGUGCUGGGCCGCUGCCUGUCCCCCGAACAGCACAGAGACUACAGUCACUUUGUGAAGAUGAAGGCCGCUCUGCUGGUGGAGCAGAGGCAGCUGGAGGACAAGAUCCGGCUGGGAGAGGAGCAGCUGAGGGGGCUGAGGGAGAGUCUGGGGCUGGGGCUGGGAAUGGGCAUGGGAAUGUCGAUGGGAUACGGACAUUAUUGAAAAAAAAAAAACAAAAGAUCUGAAGAUAUGAAGAAGAAGGGCUGUAGUCCCAUUUACUGUAUUUUGAAUCAGUUUCAAGACAGGGCAUGAAAGGGGUCCAGACUAAAAGAAAAACCAGAUCAAACAGAGUCCACUUUGAGAUUAAAAGUUUGUUGUGAGUUUCUUAAAGGAACAGCUUGACAUUUAGUAAAUGACUUCAUUUAAGCUUAGCUUAGCACAAAGCAUGGAAACAGGGGGUAACAGCUAGCCUGGUUCGGUCCAAAGGGAACAAUAUCGGCCCACCGGCACCUCUAAUGCUCAAUAUUUACAUGGUUCUGUGGCUGACUACUUGUUGGCUGGGCCCGGCGACGCCCUGGAGUCUUUAUGCUAAGCUAGGCUAAUUGUCUCCCGCCCGUAGCUCCAUAUUUGGCAACCCAAAAUGUCGAACUGUUCCUUUGAAGAUUAGCAGAGACACAGAUUCAGAGGUUCCAGCGCCAAACCGAGCCACUAGAUUUGACUCCAACAUUUGAUAGUGGAGACCAGGUCCAAGAGAAGAUCAAAAAGAAGAAAGAGUGGAUUUUAGUGCAAAGCACUGAGAAGAAACUAGGAAAGUUGGAUCCGCAGAAACGUCUGCAGUUCACUCCUCCUCUCUUCUGAAGAGCAAAGCAUGAUAUCUUCAUUCCCUAGAGACCUCGAUAAUCCGAUAAAUCUCCAAAUACAGCAGAAACAUAUCAGCAGCGUAUGUCCAGAGCUGUGAUUUGAGAGCGGAGUGCGUGUGGACAGAUGGGAAAGGGGGACGAAUGGAGCGCCGAGAUCCUCGUUUGUUAUCAGGACGUCUGAAGAAGAGGAUUUCAGCCAAGUAAAAGACCGAAACUGAAGUGAGGCUGUCGCUACGCGUUUCACCUGGUGCUUCACGUUUUGUGCCUGAAACCUGUACUGUGAAACUGUGCUCACGACUCUACACUUCUUCUACACAUUAUCACACUAUGUUGCCAAAGACGUUUUUGCUUGAUGAAUGUGCCACUGAGACGCUGCUUUUUUUUUUUUU
Xiphias gladius (swordfish) is the source of this 7101-nucleotide messenger RNA. It is a transcript of the gene shroom4, whose product is annotated as shroom family member 4. The coding region runs from base 330 to 6074 and encodes 1914 amino acids. Gene Ontology annotation, biological process: actin filament organization. The record is from RefSeq and is a predicted model, not a curated record. The transcript is spliced from 14 exons. Gene Ontology annotation, cellular component: adherens junction; apical plasma membrane; apical junction complex. Lineage: Eukaryota; Metazoa; Chordata; Actinopteri; Istiophoriformes; Xiphiidae. Gene Ontology annotation, molecular function: actin filament binding.